CUAGUCCAACCAGAGACUUGAGCCAUGUCUAAUGUAUAUGCUUGCAUGUGGUGCUUCUUCCUUGUCGUGCUAAAUCCGGUGAGCCUCGCCCUUGAUGCCACCAACAGCAGUGGUGCGGCUGGAUUCAGCCUGCCCCUGGUGCCCUAUUACCGCACUACAGCCGGCGUACUCGAGGAGCUCCUGCCGGAAGGUGAUGCCGAGGGCGGCGUGAACAUCACGUCCAUCCGCCCCAAGAUGAUCCCAUAUUCGGGGGGCAUCUACAGCGUCCGUGUCGGCAUCGGCAGCGGCGGAACCCAACACUUCUACAAGCUCGCGCUGGACCUCGUCCGCCCACUAACAUGGAUGCAGUGCAAGCCCUGCGUACCGGAGAAGAGGCAGGACGGCUCCGUUUUCAACACCGCCGCCUCCCCUCACUACCACCACAUCGCGUCCACAGACCCUCGCUGCAUGGCUCCGUACACGCGCGCCGGCCAGGGUCGGUGCACCUUCGACGUCAAGUUCCAGUACGGUGACUCAAGAGCGCGUGGCGUCCUUGGCAGCGACGACUUCGUCUUCGACGGCAGCGGCCCCGGCAGCCCCAUCAGCAGCGUCAACGGCCUUGUCUUCGGUUGUGCGCACAACACGCAUGAUUUCUACAACCACGAUCUCUGGGCCGGCGUCAUGAGCCUCAACAGGCACCCGACCUCCUUCAUCCGGCAGCUCUCGGCCCGCGGCCUCGCCGCCCCGCGCUUCUCCUAUUGCCUCGCCAGCAGGCAGCACCGUGACCGCCGUGGCUUCCUUCGAUUUGGAGCUGACAUCCCGGACCAGUCGCAUGCACGGAGCACGCCGCUGCUGCACGGGGACCUCGCCCAGGGAGGAGGCAUGUACUACGUCGGCGUCGUCGGCGUUAGCCUGGGCGGCCGAAGGCUCACAGCGAUCACGCCGGUGAUGUUUGAACUCAACCGGCGUAGCCUCCGCGGCGGGUGCAUCAUCGACGUCGGGACGUCGCUCACCUUGAUGGCCACGGCACCGUACCAUGUCCUGGUGGCUGAGUUGAUUGCGCACAUGAGGAGCCGCGGGGUGCAGCAUGCCAUUUUUUCCCCAGGGCAGAAGCACUGCUUCCGCGGGAAGUGGGAAAGUAUCCACAGACACUUGCCGAGUGUGACGCUCCACUUCCAGUUCCACCCGGAAUCGGUCGCGCUCUUUAUUAGGCCGGAGCUGUUGUUUGUGGCGAUGACGGGCGAGCGCACUGACUAUGUGUGCCUCGCCAUCGUGCCCUACGCAGAGAGGACGAUUAUAGGCGCGGGGCAGAUGCUGGACACGCGCUUCACGUUUGACCUCCAACAAAAUCGCCUCUUCUUUGCUCCGGAGCAGUGCCAUCUAGACACUAGCGCAGUUAGCUAGCUAACAGCUACAUCCCCAUAUUAUAGGUUCGCGCAAGACUUGCGUGAAAGUAAUGAAUAAAUGUUUUUUCAA
Molecule: messenger RNA, 1455 nt
Organism: Hordeum vulgare subsp. vulgare (domesticated barley)
Lineage: Eukaryota; Viridiplantae; Streptophyta; Magnoliopsida; Poales; Poaceae
Product: protein ASPARTIC PROTEASE IN GUARD CELL 1-like
Exons: 1
Coding region: 25-1383 (452 amino acids)
Cellular component (GO): extracellular region
Source: RefSeq, a predicted model, not a curated record